UCUUCUUUUCAAAUUACUACAUUCGGAGGGAGAAAAAAAGCCCUAAACUUUGGUCUGGACAGUCGAAAAUGGUGGAUGGGUCGAAUAACGUGGAUGUAGAGAAGCUGAUCUCCUUCAGUAAGGAUCUUGUUCAGUUCUUGAAAGAAGAUAAAGAUGUCAGCUUCUUGAAACAGUGUAAAGAGCAAUCUAAUGCCCUUCAAUCACACUGCCACACUGAGCACCAGGCACUUCAGAAUUCCAUUCAAGAUUAUCAAGGAAAGAUAAAUGCAUGUAAGCAGAGAACAACAGAAGCACAAUCUGAAGCUGCUGCAGAUGCUGAAAUAAAUAAGCUGCAGAAAGAGUUAGAACAGGAGAUCCAGAGAGAACAACUGCUAAGAGAAGAACUUAGAGUUAUAACCGAUGAGAUCAAUGAUUUAGAUCGUCAAAGAGACUCUAUUGAGGAGCAAAGGAAAUUGCUCAAGAAAAUUGAGCAAGAUCAGCUUCGAUCUGAGAUGAAGCUAUCACUGUAUGCCUCUGUUACAAGUAUCAUCCCGGACUUGGAUGAUCAAUCCAAAAUAUCAGGCCAUAUUGUGGAGAGAGAUAAGAAGGUGGUUGAAAAUUUCGAGUUUGAUUCAUCAAAUCAAACUGCCUUUGACACUUGUAACAACAUCUGGAAGAUGAUUAAUUUGUAAGAAGCAGCAUUGCUCAGGCUUAGUUAUGACUUGCAUUGUUAAGAGUACCUUAUUGCCUUGGCUGAUCAGUUUUUUAAUCUAAUCAUACUAGAUCUCAUUGCCAUUUUGCAUUAUAGCGUGUUUCAUUUGAAGUACAAUCUUGUAUUUUGUAUAUGAUGUUUGUUGUUCCAGAAUCCAAAUCAUUUCUAAUGCUUUCACAAGUCUCAGUCUGUGAAGU
Messenger RNA from Solanum verrucosum, 888 nucleotides. Its product is annotated as kinetochore protein SPC24 homolog. Gene Ontology annotation, biological process: regulation of chromosome segregation. NCBI's taxonomy places the organism in Eukaryota, Viridiplantae, Streptophyta, Magnoliopsida, Solanales, Solanaceae. The transcript is spliced from 5 exons. The coding region runs from base 69 to 671 and encodes 200 amino acids. The record is from RefSeq and is a predicted model, not a curated record.